Salpingoeca rosetta is the source of this 3848-nucleotide messenger RNA. RefSeq lists its product as uncharacterized. Gene Ontology annotation, cellular component: Golgi apparatus. Lineage: Eukaryota; Choanoflagellata; Craspedida; Salpingoecidae. Gene Ontology annotation, biological process: proteolysis. The record is from RefSeq and is a predicted model, not a curated record. The transcript has 21 exons. The coding region runs from base 22 to 3708 and encodes 1228 amino acids. Gene Ontology annotation, molecular function: serine-type endopeptidase activity.
CGGUUGUGACGGACGACGACGAUGACCGCGAUUGGAACUUUGCCGCUGGCAGAUGAUGAUGAAGACACGAACGCGGUGGCGGUGGUGAGGUCGAGACAGAUGCAGGGGCCAAGAUGGAAGAGAAGACGAAAGCGAGGACCCUUGCUGCCUGUGUUUGGAAUGGCACUGGUGGUGAUGGUGACAAUAAUGGUGGUGAUGAUGGCGGGAGGGGCUUGGGGUGAUGGUGGUGGUGUUGGUCAUGGGGGCGCGUCUGCGUGCUUGGAUCCUGAUCAAUGCACCCAAGUUCCACGCCAAGCUCCACGCCAAAGUCCCAGCUUACAGCAGCAGCAGCAGCAGCAGCAGCAGCAGCAGCAGACGGAGCAGGAGCAGCAGCAGACGGAGCAGGAGCAGAAGGAGGUGAGGAGUGGCGAGGUGUUGCCGCAGGUGAAGUUGAUUGUCAUGUUCACAAGCUACGCCAACCACACCCAGUUGGCAGGGAUCAUCAACGCCACGCUGGCUGCGCAAGUUACCACACAAUCACAGAGUGCAGGGAAGCAUCGCGAGAGCACCGAUGGCGACACCACUACAACUGCACGACCCAGCUCGUCACCCUCAGCAGCGCCGCUUACGCCGCCCACCAACUGCACGUGGUCCAUCCUUGAGCGGCGGAACCGCGCACUUGAGUUUCCAACAGACUUUGUUGUUGUUGACAUUUCCGGCUGCCUCCACCAUCGCGACACCAUUCACGCUGCGCUGCAAUCCCACCCAUCCAUCACCAGCGUCACCGAAGAGAAGCACGUGAAUCGAGGUACCCUGUUUGCUUCGCAUGGCCCACAUGUGCGACACCAUGCCUCAUCCUGGGCACAAGAGCAGCAGCAAGAACACCAACAACAACAGCAGCAGCAACAACAACAACAACAACAACAACAACAGCAGCAGCAACAACAACAGCGCCGCCACACCCUGGGCCUAUCUGACCUGCUGCGCGGUCUGAUGGACCGUGGCGAUUCCGACAGCAGCAACCUCGUCGCUGCCAUGCGCGCCCGCAGCCUGUGGGAGCUCGGGUACAAGGGGCAGGGCAUUCACGUUGCUGUGUUUGACACGGGCCUGGGCGCCGACCACCCGGACUUUGCGCACGUGGACGAGCGCACCAACUGGACAGACGAGGACGACCUUAACGACGGCAUUGGGCACGGCACGUUUGUUGCGGGCGUGGUUGCGUCCACAUCGCGCGGGUGUCCUGGCCUGGCACCGGAGGCGCACGUGCACGUGUACCGUGUCUUCACCAACGCCCAGGUCUCCUACACCUCGUGGUUCCUCGACGCUUUCAACUACGCCAUCUUCAAGAAGGUGCAUGUGCUGAACCUGAGCAUUGGCGGACCAGACUUUAUGGACGAGCCGUUUGUUGCAAAGGUGAACGAGCUCACGGCACGUGGCAUCAUCAUGGUGUCUGCUAUCGGUAACGAUGGCCCUGUCUUCGGCACCCUCAACAACCCCGGCGAUCAGAACAACGUUAUUGGCGUUGGUGGCAUUGACUUCAAGGACCAAAUCGCCCCCUUCUCCUCGAGAGGAAUGACCCUGUGGGAGCUCCCCCACGGCUACGGGCGUGUCAAGCCAGACGUCGUCACAUACGGCACAGACGUCGCUGGGCCAGGCAUCUUCGGCGCAUGCCGCACCCUCUCAGGCACCAGUGUCGCCUCUCCUGUUGUCACGGGUGCCGUUGCAUUGCUCGCAAGCAUCAUCCCAACAGAAGACAGGCCACGGCUGCUGAAUCCUACCAGCAUGAAGCAAGCGCUGCUCAGCACAGCCACCCGCCUGAGCGACGGAAGCACCAUCUUUGAGCAAGGCGCCGGGAAGGUCAACCUCACUGCUGCGGCGGUCUUCCUGGACACAUACACACCGCACGCGAGCGCGUGGCCACCAGCCUUCAACAUGAGCGACUGCCCAUACUUCUCCCCUUACUGCCAACAGAGCCUGUACUUUGGCGGCCAGCCGUUAAUUGCAAACUUCACCAUCCUCAGCGGCCUUGCCCCAACGGGCUGGUUCCCCUCGCUGCCGGAAUUCCGGUCCGUCAACCCGAAGCACGCGCACGUCGUCCAGCUUGCAUUCACCUCCUCCCCUCGCCUCGUCUCCUGGGCAGGAACGGUAGCGAUGAAGGCGACUGUAUCUCCGCAGGCGCGCAUGUUCCGCGGAGUUGUUCGCGGUGUCGUCACCAUCACCGUCGAGGCCCCACCGCAGGUGCCCGGUAGUGAUCGGAUGCAGCGUUCGACGGUUGAGAUUGGUGUUGAGUUUGAUGUCGUCCCAACACCACCGCGAGAGCGACGCCUGCUGUGGGAUGCUUUCCACAGCCUGCCAUACCCGCCAGGCUACUUCCCUCGUGAUGCUCUCAAGCACAAGAGCGACCCGCUCGACUGGAACGGAGACCAUCCACACACCAACUACCGCACGCUCGCCACCCACCUCGCUGCCAGCGGAUAUCACCUCGAAGUCCUCGGGUCGCCGUACACGUGUGUUGACUUGAGCGACUACGCGGCGCUUCUCAUUGUCGAUCCUGAAGAGGAAUUCUUCACCGACGAAAUCAAACACGUGGAGAAGGCUGUGAACGAGCAAGGCCUGGGCGUCGUUGUGCUCGCCGACUGGUACAACCGCGACAUUAUGCAAGCAAUCCAGUUUUAUGACGAAAACACACGCAACUGGUGGCACCCAGAAACAGGCGGCGCGAAUGUGCCUGCGCUGAACGAUUUGCUGCAGUCGUGGGGCAUUGAGUUCUCAAAUGUUGUCGUCGACGGGAAGUUUUCCUAUCAAGAACAAGUCAUCCAGUACCAGAGCGGGACGACGCUUGCUGCGUUCCCGCGUGGCGGCGUGCUCGUGUCAGCCAUCCUCGCUCCCCAGCACGUCGAUGACAGCAACCAGCAUCAUCAGCAGCACGGGCGUGACAGUGACAUUGUUGCUGGCGAGACAAGCCACUACCCCAUCAUCGGUCUCUACCAGGUGCCUGCAAGCAGUGGGGGACGCAUUGCCGUGUACGGCGACAGCUCAUGUGUUGACGACAAGUACAACUCGGCGCACCACACUGCGCGGUGUGUGCCGCUGAUUCAGGAUCUGCUGGAGUACGUUCUCGACCACAACGACCGAGGAGAGAAUUUGAUCAAGUUGGGCCAGGUGAUGCAGCGGGACUUGCGCCCGCACCCAAACGCCCAGCCACGCCGCAGCGACAACGCCACACUCCACAUCUACUCUCGCGUCCUGCAGGCGCCGAGCGAGCAGGCCCCGCUGCCCAUAUGCUCGCACGACAAGUGGAUCACCCCAAUCAUGGAUGGCGGUGUUGUGCAGACAACGCGCACUCCACCACACGAUGCACCCCGCCAAGACGUCAGCGCUCGCAUUCAGCACGUGCGCCCCGCUGAUGAGGUUGGCGAUGGCAGUGGUGCUGGUGCUCGUGGCGGUGGCGGCGGCGGCGGCGGCGGCGGCCUGUCGCCGAUAUCUGCUGCUGUGCUGUUGCUUCUUGGAAUGGCUGUCGGCGUUGUUGCCUUCGUCGGCUUCAAGCGAUGGCGUGCGCGGAGACGCGGCAGUGCUGUUGAGCGCGAGCACGCCCGCCACCACCGUUAUCACCAUCAUCAACAGCACCGCAUGUCGUUCAUGGCGUCGCCCACCACAGACACGCACCCCACAAUCAGCACCAGCAGCAGUAACCUGUCCCCCACCACCGCACGGACGUUUGCUGUUUGACGUGAGAUCAAUGGAACGGGAUUGAUGCAAGCGUUACAGUUACAUUUGUAUUUGCUCACUGGAUAUUUGACCGCCGUUGAUUUAUUGGGGAUUACUUGGCCUGUAGUCGUCUUCACAACAAUGUAACCGAACCCAUACCA